UUGCUGGUCCGGCUCGCCAGUCAGGUCGCCACCUGCUCGGGAACUGGUCGGGUGGCUUCUAACAGCUGCGUCUUAACACUCGGGGGCUUAUAACAGGCCGUGUAGGAGAAUUAUUAUAUCCUUUAUUGUGGCGAAGUGUAUACCAAACAAGGAGAAAUGAGUUAGUGCGAACCAUAGUGAUUUUAACCAUCUGUGUCAGGUGUCAGUAUCGAACCCGAGAGACGAGCAAGAUGCAUCAGACAAGCGUAGAAUGAUGCAAGUUUUACCUUUAACUCUCCUGUGUGCGAUCUUUACUCCACUACACACAUAGCGACAAACAAGCCGAUCAUGCCUGGGGGAGUAAGACGCAGCUACAUCUUGGCAGUCGUCGCCGUCGUCCUCUUCGCCCUGUGUUACCACUCGUCCUCACCCUCCCAGCAUAGGUACAACGUCCGCCUCAACCAGGACGUCCAGGAGCUCAACCUCGAACUUUCCGAGGCCGAGAUAGAGGAUUUCCUGAAGACCAGCGCUCAGAAGACUAAGAGCGAGGCAGCACCGAUAUCAACCACAACCUCGGCAGUGCCACAGGCGUGGAACAAGAGCCAAGGAGAUGACGUGGAGUUCGUGGUAGUGAACAAUAAGGUGUACCUCAAGGGCGAGCCUAUUCCGCAGAAGGUCCGCUACCCUGUGCUGAAGCCCUCGAAGGGACGGGUGCUCAAGAACAUGGAUUUUAGCAGAUUCAAAGGAGAGGAGAAGGAGUUCAUGGAGGCGCGUCGUAGGACGCUGCUGAAGAGAGCUUCUCGAGUGAGCUCCAUGUGCAAAGCGCGCUCGAAGCUGGCUACCUCCAGGUUACUGCACUUGGUCUGGGAUCUCCAGCACCAGCCUAAUGUGGUGUGGUGUCCUAACUAUAAGGUCGCUUCCACUUCCUGGAUGGUCAACUACCUUCGUCUUGCGCACUUUAACGAAGGCAACCCCGAGAUCCUCAAACUACCGCCGGCGAAGAGGGAGAAAAGGCCCAUCAAGGUGAAGUUCGGGGCGCGGCAGAAGAAGGUGUUCGAGCUGUACCCUGCCCCUAGCGACGGCGCAGAACUGAAGAAGGCGUUUGAGGGCGCCAUAAGGGUGAUGUUCGUCAGGCAUCCCUUCGCCAGGAUCCUCUCAGCCUACAGGGAUAAGAUGAGUAAAAUGGACCCCAAGCCUCGAGAAUACCGCUUUCGGGACCUUCAAUUGGCUAUCAUCUCGAAGUACCGACAUGCAGAUAGUCCUGAGACUUCUCCUUUCCCGACCUUCCCGGAGUUUGUACAGCAUAUCAUUGACUCCACUAAAGGCUACCAGACAGCUGAGGACUGGGUGGAGCAUGUGAAGUGCUGGACACCGUACUGGGCGCAGUGUAACGUAUGCAGCAGUGACUACACCCUCAUUCUUAAGCUGGAAACCAUGAGUGAGGACGAGAGGUUCCUCAUAAAUCUUGCAAACUACGAAGAACUAAAAAAAAGGCAGACGCAGGAGUGGCGGCACCUUCACAACGCGACCUCCCAGGACCUUGCUUCUCAGUACUUCUCUCUCCUCACGCACGAGCAGAUCCUCCAGCUUCACCAGCGAUACCUCUUGGACUUCCAGCUGUUCGAGUACGCGCUGGACGACUAUUUGAAAUAUGCUAAUGAUCGAUAAGGCGGGAUUUGAGCGUGUUGGGAUUACGGGAAGAUAGGUCGUGUAUGUGUUAUGUGAUCUG
Messenger RNA from Penaeus monodon (black tiger shrimp), 1708 nucleotides. Its product is annotated as carbohydrate sulfotransferase 11-like. Bases 328 to 1647 code for a protein of 439 amino acids. Gene Ontology annotation, molecular function: sulfotransferase activity. The transcript has 7 exons. The record is from RefSeq and is a predicted model, not a curated record. NCBI's taxonomy places the organism in Eukaryota, Metazoa, Arthropoda, Malacostraca, Decapoda, Penaeidae. Gene Ontology annotation, biological process: carbohydrate biosynthetic process. Gene Ontology annotation, cellular component: membrane.